Sesamum indicum (sesame) is the source of this 2080-nucleotide messenger RNA. Its product is annotated as putative isoprenylcysteine alpha-carbonyl methylesterase ICMEL2. Lineage: Eukaryota; Viridiplantae; Streptophyta; Magnoliopsida; Lamiales; Pedaliaceae. The record is from RefSeq and is a predicted model, not a curated record.
UGGAGAUUUCCAUAAAAAGUCUCCGACUUACAGUUUUUUUUUCCGGUUGGUGUUCAGUUCGUUCCAUCUGCCGAAAUCUUUCUUCCAAUCAUUAACUACUGCAAAUCUUGGUCUCUCUCUCUCUCUCACACACACACACACUCUACGUCCCAACUCAAAUCCAGCUCUUCCUUCCUCCAAAUUUGUACGUAUAAAUAAAUAUGCAUUCCUAUAUACUCCCUGUAUCCAAUCCCAACACCCCUCCAUCCGCCCCCGCGACCUCCUCAUCUUCGUCCUCUCCGAUGAUCAAAUCAGCCACAAUGCUGAUCAGAUCAGAAGAUGAUUUGGGCGCAGCGGCCACCAGGAUUUUCAUGCCUCCGUCUCUUGAGGAGGACAAGAAGAACGAAAAGAGACCCUUAAUUUCAAGAACCUUGAGUUACACGGACGCUCCCCUCGCCGGCGUUAAUUCUAAUGCGUAUCACCAGAAGAGGCGCCGCCGCGUCUCCAGUGAUAACUCCCUUCUGACUCUUUGUCCUGACCCCCGGCAGCCUUUCGGGAAAGACGUGGGAAGAGCUGCGGCUGAUACUUAUUUGAUUACUCGCCUUAGCUUUAAGUUGUUGGGGUAUCUUGGGGUAGGUUACAGAUGGAUCACCAGAUUUCUUGCCCUAGGCUGUUAUUCUUUCCUUCUUUUUCCUGGUUUUCUUCAAGUUGGAUAUUAUUACUUCUUCUCUAAGCAAAUACGUAGAGGUAUAGUCUACGGAGACCAACCCAGAAAUAGGCUUGAUCUGUAUUUGCCAAGAAAUAUUGAGGGACCAAAGCCAGUUGUUGCAUUUGUAACAGGUGGAGCCUGGAUUAUUGGUUAUAAAGCCUGGGGUUCUCUUCUAGGACAACAGUUAUCAGAAAGAGAUGUUAUAGUAGCUUGUAUAGAUUACAGGAACUUUCCUCAGGGAACCAUUAGUGAUAUGGUCAAAGAUGCUUCUCAAGGUAUAUCAUUUGUGUGCAAUCAUAUUGCUGAAUAUGGAGGGGAUCCUAACAGAAUAUACCUUAUGGGGCAGUCAGCUGGUGCCCAUAUUGCUGCUUGUGCUCUAUUAGAUCAGGCAAUCAAAGAGGCUGGGGGAGAGAAGAGUACCUGGAGUGUGUCUCAAAUCAAAGCUUAUUUUGGUUUAUCUGGAGGGUACAAUUUUUUGAACCUGAUCAAUCAUUUUCAUAGUCGAGGUUUAUACCGCUCAAUUUUUCUAGGCAUAAUGGAGGGGGAAGAAUCUCUACGAAGACAUUCUCCAGAAUUAAUGAUGCAGGAUCCAAACAAUAGAGGUGCAGCUUCACUGCUACCUCCUAUAAUCCUUUUCCAUGGAACUGCAGACUAUUCAAUUCCCUCCGAUUCCAGCAAAAGUUUUGCUGAGACUCUUCGGAGCUUGGGAGUUCAAGCUGAAUCGGUUCUAUAUGAAGGAAAGACGCACACAGAUUUGUUCCUUCAGGUACCUGGCUGGCAUGGAUCUGUUCUCCUUAUGUCAUGUAGCUUCCCUACAUGGUCCUAUUCACUGAGACACAACAUAAACAUAACCAGGACUUUUUCUGUAAUAACAUCGUCAUCUGAUGGAUCCGAUGAGAGGUGGCAAAGAUGAUAUGUUCGAAGAUGUGAUUGCCAUAAUUCAUGCUGGUGACUCGGAAGCUCGGGCGAGGGAUGCUACAGCACCUCCAAGAAGACGCCUAGUCCCUGAAUUUAUGUUGAAGUUGGCUCGCAGUGUCAGCCCAUUCUAAUCAUUCUUAUCAAUCUCCUAGCUGGAACUACGGAUGACUACUUAUAUUGUUAGAAAUGUUGUGUAUAUAUCAUCUGUCGCGUAAGUAAACUAUUCAUUUGGGCAUUCUUGGGAUUGGAUGCUGUGUAGUACUUAGACACAAAGUAUCAAGAAGACUCUGGAUUUAUUCCAUUCAAUUGGAACAAUGUGAUCCAGUAGGCAGUUGAAACACCAUGCUAAAUUGUGAUUUCCAGGAGUAGAUUCCUAGAGUUGUCAUAAAUCAGUUUUUAUCAUUCUGUUUUACCAACUUGAGCCACACUAAGUAUGGCAAAAAAUUGAUACUGUUUUGCAGGAUUUGUUCAAAA